Messenger RNA from Aphanomyces invadans, 953 nucleotides. RefSeq lists its product as hypothetical. The coding region runs from base 27 to 815 and encodes 262 amino acids. Gene Ontology annotation, cellular component: membrane. The record is from RefSeq and is a predicted model, not a curated record. The transcript is spliced from 5 exons. Lineage: Eukaryota; Oomycota; Saprolegniomycetes; Saprolegniales; Verrucalvaceae.
UUCGAUCACCCAAGACGCAGUGGAGUAUGCAGAAGGUUGGCGCGGUAGUGUUCUCAUCCAUCGUGGUGGGAACUGCGGGGAUGGGCGUGUGGCAGACGAACCGGUACUUUUGGAAACUCGACGUGAUCGAACAGCGUAAGAAGCAACUGGACGCACCAGUGAUUGCGCUUCCAGACACCAUCACGGCAGCAACAGCCUCCGAAGGCUUUGAGUUCCGACCGUUGAAGAUUGAAGGAAGCUUCGUGCCAGGCUCUGCCUUCUAUCUAUAUCCACGAUCGCCUCCCAUUGACAUGCAAGACACAAAAGGCGGCCGCGUGUCGUCGGGCGGGUACAUUUACCAGCUCUUCCAGCGACUCAAUGGAACUUCAGUGAUUGUGAACCGUGGCUGGCUGCCGAAGCCCGAGAUGGAGGCACACAUGAACGCAGCAGCUGCUUUCACAGCCGCACCCAAGCUAGAGACGAUCAUGGGGCUCAUGGUGCAGGGCGAAGAGGAGAAAACGUUCUCCCCACCGAAUGAACCCGAGAAGCGACACUUCUUCUGGCUCGACCAGCCGCAACUUGCCCGCGCCAUGGGAUCCACCGACUACGUCCCUAUCUUGAUUGACGAAUUGGCCGCCGAUGAAGACGCCCCUCGACCAGCGGGCGAGCCGAUUCGCAAAAGCAAGUACAACUACCUUGAGUUUUACAUGACGCCGUGGAAGCACGCGACGUACGCUGGAAUUUGGUUCACUUUGGCGAUUCUCGGGACAGGCAUGGUAUUCACUCGCUUCCGCCCUGCCGCGCGCCGUGUCAAGCAAUAUCCGUUGCAGAGAUAGAGUGCGUAUGCAAGUACUUGGAGUGUGUACGACGUUUGGUUAUACGAGGUGUUAUUGGAAGCAUCCUUCAUCAGUGUACCGUCGACAAGCAUUUCCACGCGCAUGGUACCUGUGCAGCAAAACCCAGGCAACUCUGUA